This is a messenger RNA of Melospiza georgiana, 1119 nucleotides long. It is a transcript of the gene SNRPD1, whose product is annotated as small nuclear ribonucleoprotein D1 polypeptide. The record is from RefSeq and is a predicted model, not a curated record. Gene Ontology annotation, molecular function: RNA binding. Gene Ontology annotation, cellular component: spliceosomal tri-snRNP complex; precatalytic spliceosome; U1 snRNP. Lineage: Eukaryota; Metazoa; Chordata; Aves; Passeriformes; Passerellidae. The coding region runs from base 201 to 539 and encodes 112 amino acids. The transcript has 4 exons. Gene Ontology annotation, biological process: spliceosomal snRNP assembly; RNA processing.
UCCCCCGGAGCGGGUUGGCGUUGCCUUCCCGUGAUUGUAACGAUUUUUAAAAUGGUUCCUUCUCCGUACAAUAAUGGCCGUUUGGCCUGGAAGUGGAUGCUGGGUCCGGCAGUGUGUCACUGAAGCGUCCCAGCGCCGGUGGCUGGGCAGGACGUGGAGUGGAGUGUGCCACUGAACAGCCCCGGCAGGAUCCGUUUCUAAUGAAGCUGAGCCAUGAGACUGUGACCAUUGAGCUGAAGAAUGGGACGCAGGUGCAUGGAACGAUCACAGGAGUGGAUGUGAGUAUGAACACACACCUGAAAGCAGUGAAAAUGACUCUGAAGAACAGAGAGCCCGUACAGCUGGAGACCCUGAGUAUCCGGGGAAACAACAUCCGCUACUUCAUUCUGCCUGACAGUUUGCCUCUGGAUACUUUGCUAGUGGAUGUUGAGCCAAAAGUCAAAUCCAAGAAAAGAGAAGCAGUUGCUGGAAGAGGCCGUGGAAGAGGCCGUGGCAGAGGCCGAGGUCGUGGAAGAGGAAGAGGAGGCCCAAGACGAUAACUUCUCAUCAUAUUUUGGGCAAUUUCUGGGCAAUUACCAUAUUCUAGGCAAUUUCAGGUUUAUUUUGUACAGGUCUUGUUUAUGGUAUCCAUUUUUAAUAAACGGAAAUGUGAAAAGGUGUCUUUCCUUUGUUAGCAGAGCCUGGGGAGGGAGGCAGGUGUGUCCUGUUUCUAGGGCUGUCGCAGACUGCACACAUCUUGCUUGUCACUGUCGAGAUUUUGCCCACCCCUGGGGGCUGUACAUUUCCUCUUGCUGUUUGCCCCAGAACCAGAGACUUGUGUUGUGCUUUCACAGUGUUUGAAAUGAAUCCCUCUUUUCUAAGGCACUUGCCAUCCUCUAAUGGUUCCAUAGCUAAGAUGCUGUAUUAAGAACCCCUGUCCCGUGAGUGUGUCUCUAAUACUGUUCUUCAGAGCAACCUUUUCUAAAGUUCAUAGAUAUAAUUUUAAUGUUUUCUAUUACAUGAAGCUUGCAAUUUAAACAAUGUUGCUUUCUUUAUAAAACAUUUGCACAGGGAAAUUAACCAGGUCCAUGGAACUGCUGGAUUGUUACAUCUGAUGAUUAAAGAAUACCUGGAUAUGAA